AGCACACUUGGACUAUAAAACACAACAAAUCAUAAACCCUCGGACAAGAACCGUGGCCACCCAAUGAGUUCCUACUUCGUCAACUCCACUUUUCCCGUGUCUCUGCCCGGGGGACAGGAGUCUUUUUUGGGUCAGAUCCCGUUAUACUCCUCAGGAUAUACGGACUCUUUAAGGCACUACCCGAGCGCUGCGUUCGGAGCCACCAAUGUGCAGGAGAAGGUGUACACGCCCUCCUACUACCAGCAGGCUGCGGGAGUGUUCGGCAGGAACGGAGCGGGCGCGUGCGACUACGCCGCCGACCGCGCUUGUGCUCUCGGAGGGCUCGAGGACUCGCUGGUGCUGAGCCAGGAGCAGUGCAAGACGGACUGCACCGAGCAGAGCUCAGACAGAUACUCUUACAGCGAGGACAAGCCGUGCGCCCCGGUCUACCCGUGGAUGCAGAGGAUGAACUCGUGUAACGGCAUGCCUGGAAACACCGGCCGCAGGGGUCGUCAGACUUACACUCGCUUUCAGACUCUCGAGCUGGAGAAGGAGUUUCACUUCAACAGAUAUUUGACCAGAAGACGUAGAAUCGAGAUCUCGCACGCGCUCUGCCUGACCGAGCGGCAGAUAAAGAUCUGGUUCCAGAACCGCAGGAUGAAGUGGAAGAAGGAGAACAAAGUGAUGAACUCUGCAAAGGCCGGCGAAGAGGAGGAUGGUGGCAAAGCGGGAUAAACGCACCGCAGUAUAUGCACUGUGCUAAAUAUACAAACAAGCGAGUCCAGCAUUUUUACCCCCCACAGUGUUGUAGCCUGUAGUAUUUUGAUGUAGAUGUACAGAUUUACCCCAAACAGAAAGCAGCUACCUGUUUAAAGCGGUGUUGAGAAGCCACAAGCAGAGACCUUCUGACGGCUUUGUGCUUUAAAACCAGGCAUCUUUAUCAUUCUCACUAAGGGUAGAGGCGGUGGGGACAGAGAACAGGGCACCUUGACCAACAUUGUGUAUUAUUAUUAUUUUUGUUAUUAUUACUAUUAUUUGGAAUUGGGUCUGUUUUAAUCACCUGACAGGAAAAGAAUGGCUGCUUUUCCAGCACCCUUGUUUUUCCACCUUCUAGCUUUUACAGCGACCUGAAGAGCGAAGUGGGAGAGAAGGCUAAGGACAUGGAGAUGUUUGAAACUGCUGUGUUGAAAUGCUCUCAUACUUUAUUUAUUUUGUUCGUCACGUUUGUGUAUGUGGUUGCAGUAAAAGCAAUGCAUUAGUGAACUUUGUUAGCAAUGCCAUUUUUUGUCAAUAAAAUAAAUGUUUAACCACG
Messenger RNA from Colossoma macropomum (tambaqui), 1291 nucleotides. It is a transcript of the gene hoxb6b, whose product is annotated as homeobox B6b. Gene Ontology annotation, biological process: anterior/posterior pattern specification; regulation of transcription by RNA polymerase II. Bases 64 to 714 code for a protein of 216 amino acids. The record is from RefSeq and is a predicted model, not a curated record. Gene Ontology annotation, molecular function: DNA-binding transcription factor activity, RNA polymerase II-specific; RNA polymerase II cis-regulatory region sequence-specific DNA binding. Gene Ontology annotation, cellular component: nucleus. The transcript is spliced from 2 exons. NCBI's taxonomy places the organism in Eukaryota, Metazoa, Chordata, Actinopteri, Characiformes, Serrasalmidae.